AUGUAAUAUAGGCCAAACAAGCCUCCACAAUCAGUUAAGAACCAAAUGGGAUCAUUCUUUCCAAAAUAACCUUUUUCUCCUACAAAGUCACAUGGCGAACACUUUGUGUCAGAAAAUCCAACACCUCAUUAUAAAAAGUCGUCGUAACCUUAUCCAUCCAGAUAAACAUCUUUUAAUAUUUCAAGUGGGGAAAGCUUGGAAUAACAUCAUAAAAAGAGGCAGAACUCGAAUUUUAGUCAAGAAAAGAAGGCUCAAAAUCUACUGUUUAAUAUUUUGUUCAAUAACACAAAGCCUAAUGAUAGUUUUUGCAAAGUCACGUAGAUGUUUAUUAUCAUGAUAGGAAGAAGUAGACGAGACAAAAGCCAAUCAAUAACUCAAUACAGAAGUGGUACCUUCCCAAUCAGCAGAAACUCUCUUUAACAGGACAGAAGAAACAAUCAAACAUAAAUAACAGUAUGGAUGGAUAGCAAACAAUGGAUUUGAGUUUUGAGAACAAUGUCAUUAAAGGUUAUUAGGAUCAUAGCGGAUUUUAGAGUGAUACCACCAAGCCUUUGGAUGAUUAUAAUCCAAGAGCCAUUAAAUUCUUAGAGAAGGGGAAAUAAUUAUUAAGAGAAAAGCAAAUUGAAGAGGCUAUCGAGUAUCAAAUUAAAUAAAUUUAGACAAUUAAAAAAAUGUAUAGAAACCGAUUUCAGAAUAUUGGAAGGACAUUACUUUUUGGGAAUUGGUUAUCUCGGAAAACAACUCUAUUAAAAAGCAAUUGCAGAGUUUUAAUAUGUAGUUUAAUAGGAUGCCACACAUAGAAAGAAUAUCUAUUUGCUAUUAGCAAUAUCUCAUAAAAAGAUUAAUGAAUUGGAUUCAGCAAUCACCAUUCUAAAUAAAGUCAUUUAGUUAUUCUCGAGAUAUUAUGAUGCCUACAUUUACAGAGGUAAACUCUUCACAAAACUCAAUUAAAUUGACAAGGCUGAAUCAGAUUUUAAUAUGGCAAUUUAACUAAGUCCUCAAAAAGGAUUAGGAUAUUUGGGUAAGGCUGAUUGUUUGAGGAUCCAAAAUUAAUAUAAGGAAGCCAUAUCCUAUUAUUAAAAAGCCAUUAAUUGUGAGUAAGCAGUUGGCAAUGCUGCAUUACUAAAGAAAGCCAUAACACUUUAUGAGAGUUAAUAAUUCGAUGAAUGUGCUAAAGAUUUGAGUAAACUUAUAGAAACUGAUCCCAUCAACUCUGAAGCUUAUUAUUUUAAAGGAUUAUGUAAAUUAAAAACAAGUACUUAAAAUACACAUUCUAGAGAAUCCUACUGAAGCCCUAUUAUGUUUCGAGUAAGCUAUCAAGCAUAACAACUCUAAAAAAGCUGUCACUAAAUCACUGUAUGAAAUAGCCAAGAUGAAAAUUGAAUAAAGAGAUUUUUAUGCAGCAUUCCACACUUUGAAUAGAUCAGCCUUGUUAGAUACCGAAAAAAGCUACUUGGAGAAAUUUCGACUAUUCACUGAAGUAAUAAUACAUGAAUUGAUCAUAGGCUGUCAUUCAUUUAAUGAAACGAAAGUUCUUAGAGAGUUUAAACAACUUCCAGGAAAUUUAGAAUCAUCAUUAAUUAAAUGAUUUUCUGAAACCUUUGUUUUAUGCUUAUAGAGCUUAUGGCCAUUUUUGUCUGUCCAAACAUCAAAAGGCUUUGGAGGAUUAUAAAUAUUUAUUAGAAAUUCAACCAGCAGAAUCUAGUAUUCAUUAUAAUAAGUUCUUGUGUGAAGGAGUCUUAAAGAUUUAAGCUGGGUAAUUUAAUGCCGGCAUGGAAUUCUUUUAAAGGGCGUAAAAGAUAUUCUAAAAAAAAAUGGAACCUACUUUCUAUUAAGGAGUAACACUAAUUAAUUAAGCAUUCAAAAAAAAAAGUGAUUAAUACAAAGAUAUUAUAAAGGGAUUGGAAUUGCUAGAUAAGGCUCAAAGUUUGAAUGACUAAAAUGCCAAUUUAUAUUAUGUUAGAUCCAUUGUAAAAUGCUUUUUGGGACAAGUCAACGAGGCCUUAGUGGACAUUGAAAGUGCUAUACAAAAAUCAGAAGACAAUGUGGCUAAGUACUUUUAUUUUAGGGGAAUGGUGUACGGAAUUCUAAAAGAAUAUUAACAUUCUCUAAAUGAUUUUAGUAUCUGUUUAACAUUGGACGAAAAUUAUGCUGAUGCAUAUUUAAAUAGAGCGAAAUGUCAUUUUUUAAGUGGAGAUUCGAACUCUGCCUUCUAGGAUUUACAAUAAUGUAUUCAUAUAUUAUAGGAUGAUCCAAGAAUGCAUAUGUGGGCUGGCAAUUUCUUAUUUGCAAAUGCUGCUAUUGAAGAUGCAAUUAAAGCCUACUCUAAUAAUAAAGAUUUCAAAAAUAAUCCCAAAUUAUUACAAUUGAGAUCAGAAUGCUAUUUGAUUUUAAGUGACUUAAGUCUUUGCUAGGAGGAUGUCACUCGACUCUUCAAAUUGACUAAGAAUUAAGCUGCUGAAUUUGAUAAAGAUAUUUUAUCAGCUUUAAGACUGGUCUUUAAGGAUGAUCAACAAAUUUAUUUCAAUGAGGAAAGUGAAAGUGAACAAAUGGAAUUUAAAACUAAUUUAAGUAAAGCCGUGAAUAAUUUAACAUAAUUAACCAGAGGAAAGGGGAGGUUAUUUUAGUAAUUCCAUGUUUAUAUUUUUCGAGGAGCCUUUUACUUUCAUUUGGAGAAAUAUGAAGAAGCAUUAAAGGAUUUCUAAAUGGCCAAAAGUCAAAAGGAACUUUAAAUAAAUGAAAAACGACUCAAACAAAGAGGAAGCUAAACAGAUUUAUUUAAUGAUGAGGAAUAGUUUGAACUAACUGAAGACGAGGAAGAUGCUGAUUUGUUGGAGAUCUUAGAGAUUAAAUUUAAUGAACUAAUUUGCUUAGUUAUUUUGAAAUAAUUUAAAAAAGCUAAAGAGAUAUGUAAACAAUUAAUCGAGAACAUAAAUGAAGCUAAAUAGGAAGGAUUAUAAAUUCUAUUGAUGCACAUAGAAUAAAUCUUAAUGAAGGAUUAACACCCAAUUGAUUAUCAGAGAGUGAUCUGUCUGUACGAUGAGCCUAAAGAAAAUAUUAUUUGUUUCUAAGUGCCCAUUGUAUUUAUAGACGGAUUAAAAAUUAGAUUAUCAUUUAGCUUGCCAAAGUUAUCUCCUCCAUCAUUAUCAAUCAUAUUUGAUAAAUAGUUAAUUAAAAAUAUUGGGGUAAUCCAUUAUUCUCUAUUUUUUAGCCUUUGUCUGUUGAAAAUAAGCCCGAAGCUCCAUGGAUCAGAAGGGAACAGCAAGACGAUAUGAUUAUAUUCACUGAUAAUGUCUAAUUAAUAGAUGAUAUAAGAUUGGAAACAGAAAUAGAGGACGACCAUCAGCAAUAAACAUAGGCACAAGUGUAAGCAGUGGAAAUUACUCAAAUAAAAAAUAAUUUAAUGUUGGAUAAGGAUAUUGAAGAAAAAUUGUAACGAUUUUUUUAGAAUAAACAACAAAAAUGA
This is a messenger RNA of Paramecium octaurelia, 3466 nucleotides long. NCBI's taxonomy places the organism in Eukaryota, Ciliophora, Oligohymenophorea, Peniculida, Parameciidae. The record is from the annotation of a GenBank genome assembly.